AUGCAAUCUCCAGCAUAUUUUAACACAUGGUACAAACGAAGAGCAUACGAGCUUCCAGAUGGAGCUGAGUUACUUGUUGGAAAUAUUCGAACUACGUUUUCGUGCCCUGGGGAUGGCUAUUAUGCUGACGUGGACAACGACUGUAAGAUAUUCCACGUUUGUCAUACGGUCACUCACGCUAAUGGUAAAUCGGAGGUUCUGCAGUGGAGUUUCCUAUGUGGAAAUCUCACAUUUUUUAACCAGUUAACCCUAACCUGUGGUUUUUCAGAGGAAACGGUACAGUGUACUAACGCUCCAGGCUUUUUUUACGUUAAUGGUAACAUCGGUCUUGAAGACACUCUCUUUCUGACAGAACAGGACAUAGAAAAGGCAGCUCCGUUACUGGGAGGAAGUCUUCCUGCCCCCGCUGCUCUUCCUCCAGAUUUACGUAUUCUUGCAAAUCAACCAGUCGAACUACCUAUAGAGAAAGCACCGGAAGAACGUUAG
This is a messenger RNA of Limulus polyphemus (Atlantic horseshoe crab), 486 nucleotides long. RefSeq lists its product as uncharacterized. The record is from RefSeq and is a predicted model, not a curated record. The coding region runs from base 1 to 486 and encodes 161 amino acids. Lineage: Eukaryota; Metazoa; Arthropoda; Merostomata; Xiphosura; Limulidae. Gene Ontology annotation, molecular function: chitin binding. Gene Ontology annotation, cellular component: extracellular region. The transcript is spliced from 2 exons.